Messenger RNA from Dermatophagoides farinae (American house dust mite), 960 nucleotides. Its product is annotated as protein O-mannose kinase. Gene Ontology annotation, molecular function: phosphotransferase activity, alcohol group as acceptor; carbohydrate kinase activity. Gene Ontology annotation, cellular component: endoplasmic reticulum membrane. Gene Ontology annotation, biological process: protein O-linked glycosylation; carbohydrate phosphorylation. The record is from RefSeq and is a predicted model, not a curated record. Lineage: Eukaryota; Metazoa; Arthropoda; Arachnida; Sarcoptiformes; Pyroglyphidae.
AUGGCAUUAAAAUUUUUCACAUUUUCUUGUUUGGUCAUCUUGAUCAUCUUAUUUUAUGUUGUAAAUUUUCAAUUCAAAACAAAAUGUUCGACUGGACAAUUUCGUUUAUAUAAUGGCUGUUAUUCAUAUCUUGAUUGUAAUGAUGUCAAACAAAUGAAUCCAAUUCGUAUUCUUGCCAGAGGAACAGUGAAAAAUGUUUGGCUUGUAGAAUGGAAUCAUCAACCAUUGGUCAUGUCUACAUUGACAAUGUCCGUGUAUAAAGAAGAUUUUCAAGCAAAUAUCGAAAAUCUGUUACGAUUUCGAAUGAACAAAAAUCCAUUUAUAAUUGAAUUAAUUGGCAAUUGUGGACAAUCAAUAUUCACUCCAUAUUAUCCACUUGGUGAUAUGAAUAAUUUACGGCGAAUUUUAGCCAUACGAAAAUCAAAUUUCAACAAUCGUCUAUUGUAUUGUAUUGAAUAUGUAAAAAUUUUACAAUUUUUACAUCAAAAUUCUAUGGUCAUGUGUGAUUCAAAUGAUUUGACUAAAACAUUAUCACAAUAUCUAAUAACCGAUGAUGAUGAUGAUGAUGAUCGAUUGAUUAUUAUGAAUGAUCUGGAUGCUUUACCAAACACUAAUCAUGGACCAAUUAAAUGUGGACAUCGACCUAUUGUUGGUGAUUUUGUUGCACCAGAACAACGUUAUCCAAACACUUAUGAUGAUGGUUAUGAUCAUAAAACGGAUAUUUGGAAAGUGCCAGAUGUUUGUCAUUGGAUCAUUAAAGACGAUGAUGAUGAUGAUGAUCAAUUACGGAAAUUGAAAAUCACAUUGUUUCAGCAACGAUUACUUGAUUGGAUACAUCAAAAAUGUAAAUCACCAAAAUCGAUCGAACGUCCAGAAGCAAUGGAGAUUGUAAAAUUUUAUAAAUUUAUUCUUUCACUGUCCAAAUGAAUGUAAUAAUAAUAAUAAUUUUAUUAAUGCGCA